This is a messenger RNA of Ascoidea rubescens DSM 1968, 2598 nucleotides long. RefSeq names its product Vps41p (gene VPS41). The record is from RefSeq and is a predicted model, not a curated record. Lineage: Eukaryota; Fungi; Ascomycota; Saccharomycetes; Ascoideales; Ascoideaceae. The transcript is spliced from 3 exons. Gene Ontology annotation, biological process: vesicle-mediated transport; protein targeting to vacuole; cellular response to starvation. Gene Ontology annotation, molecular function: protein binding. The annotation marks the transcript as partial. Gene Ontology annotation, cellular component: late endosome; HOPS complex.
GAAGAUGAUGGCACUGAGGAAGAAGAGGAAGACCACAACACUACUAACACUACUGAUGAUGAAGCUGAUGAUGAACCACCAAGAUUGAAAUACUCUCGUUUGACAGGCCUACCUCUGGCCUUUUUCACAAGAGAUGCAGUAUCAACCUGCCUUAUAAACGAAAAUGUCUUUGCUUUUGCUACUCAUUCAGGUGUGUUGCAUCUAUGUAAUCCUGAUUUCACGCCGAUAAGAACUAUCAGAAUUCAUAAAGCCUCAAUUUUAUCAAUUCACACUGACGGCUAUUAUAUUGCAACAGCUUCAAUGGAUGGUUCUAUUGUCAUUGGUUCCAUUAAAGACCCCACUGAUAUUACAAGAUUUGAUUUUAAAAGACCAGUACAUGCCGUGGUUAUUGAUAAAAAUUAUAAGCUGUCAAGAAUAUUUAUUUCAGGUGGUAUGGCUGGAAAAGUCAUUCUAUCCCACAGAAACUGGUUGGGCUCAAGAAUUGAUACAAUUAUCGAUGAUAAUAACAACGGAAAUGGAGGUCCAAUUGUUUCGAUCCAAAGGAUAGACGAUAUUGUGGUUUGGAUGAACGAUAAUGGAAUCUCAAUUUUUAACAUUCCCACCAGAUCAAUCAUCUUAAAAAUCCAAAGACCAGAAAAUUCUCCCAGAGCUGAUUUGUACUGGCCACGAUGCAAUUUUCCUGAAACAAAUAGAUUGAUCAUUGGCUGGGCUGAUUAUAUCUGGUCCAUCAAAGUGACUAUAAUUAAAUCUGACUAUAACAAGUUCAGCUUAACAUCGGCUGCUUCUAGUUUUAGAGCUCCUCCAACUGAACGAAAGGCCGAAAUUGAAAGUGUUUUUCAUAUAGAUAGUUUGGUUGCUGGUUUAGCAUCUUUUAAAGAUGAUUUAUUGAUGAUCUUAACUUACUUACCUCCCAAAAAGAAUUUCAAAACUGGUGGAAAUCUUAGUUAUCCACCCGAAAUUAGAUUGAUAUCAGCAACAAAUGGCGAAGAAAUCGCAAUUGAUGAAGUCUCCUUAAAAAGUUACGAAAACUUAGGUUUAAACGAUUAUCACUUGGAGCAAUAUAUUGGAAUAGAUUCCACAAAGUAUUUUUUAAUUAGCGCCAGAGACGGUGUGAUUGCUCAAGAAUUUAACCUAAAUGAUAGACUAGAUUGGUAUUUAAACAAAAAAAAGUACUAUGAAGCCUGGUUAAUGAGUGAACAUGUAAUUGAUCCAAUUCAAAGAUGCGAAAUCGGCUUGAAAGAUGUUGAUAAUUUAAUUUCUAUUAAUAAGUGGGAGACUUCUGCUAGAAGUCUUUCAAAAGUUUUAAGCUUAAAUAACUUCAAGAUAAACAGUACCAUAGCUAAUUCAACUCAAAACAAUUUAUCAUCUGAUAAGAUUAAUGAAAAAAAUUAUAUAAAAGAAAAAUGGGAAAAAUAUAUCUGGAAAUUUGUUAACAAUAAGAAAACUGACAUUAUUUGCUGGUUGAUUCCUUGCCACGAAAAUGAAGUUAAAUUAAAUUCUAGAGUUUUUGAGACUAUUUUGGCGUUUUUCUUAGAAAAUGAUCAAGAAAAGUAUCUCAAAUUAAGUUCCACGUGGAACACAUCUUUGUAUGAUAUUAAAAAGAUUGCGAAGCUAUUGGAGGAAAAAAUUGAAAAUCACAAUAAUAAUAAAUUAAGAAGAAUAUUAGCCAACUUAUAUAUUGAGAUGGAUGAAUUUAAAUUAGCAGUUCCACAUUUAUUGAUAGCAAGAGACAAAGAUUUAUUGAAGUUAAUAGCCAAAAACCAUUUGUUAAAGUAUUUUAUUGAAGAUAUUCCUGAGAUAAUAUUAAUUGAUAUAACUUCAAAUGAUUUAAAAGAUUCAUCUAUCAAUAACAUAGAGAUUAAGCUCAAAGAUAAUAUUGAUAUCCUAAUUAAUAACCGUGAAGAAUUGCCAGUUUUUAAAAUAAUGGACAUAUUUAAGAAAAAGAGUGAAACAUUGAAUAGUUUUAAAGUCAUUACUUACAAUUAUUUAAAUAGCUUAUUUUUGAAUGAGUUAAGCGAAUGCAACGGUUUUGAAAAUGAGAUGAUUCAAAUGUUAUCUAUCUACAAUCAGAGAGAAUUAUUAAAUUUUUUAAAAAAAUAUAAUAACUAUAAUAUUGAAAAGGCAAUAUAUAUUUGCGAAAAAAAUGAAUACUUGAAUGAAUGGGUCUAUUUACUUGGUAAAAUUGGACAGAACAAAAAGGCAUUAAUGAUAAUCAUCGACAAAAUUUGUGAUCCUCAGCAAGCUAUUCUUUUUGCGAAAAAGCAGAAUGAUAAAGAAUUAUGGGACUACUUACUAAAUUACUCUAUGGACAAACCUGUUUUUAUUAGAUCCUUAAUUGAGUUGGCUGGAAAUAUAAUCGACCCUAUUAAACUUAUAAAAAAAAUUCCCGAAGGAGUUAAAAUUGAAGGACUAAAUGACACAUUGUUUAAUAUAACAUUAAACAAUGAAAUUAAUUUGAUUUUAAAUGAAAAUAUUUUAAAAAUUAUUAGCAACGAGAGUUUUAAGAUUAGCAAAAAGUUUGAAUUUUUGAAAAGCAGAGGUUAUGGUAUUGAUGUUGAUGAUAAUAAGUCCAUUAUUGAUAGAUUUGAAACUCUAAUC